CGGGAGGGGGAGAGCAAGAGCGAGAACUGUUCGCAGCCAGCCCAGCCCCUGUACAGGCGCUUGCGAGGAGGGGUGGGAAGUGAGCGUUGCUGCUGGUCGUGGCUUAAACGAGCUGCCUUUUGCAACCGCGAGGAAUUGAUCUAGGCACUAGGGGGGUGCUGGAUGUUCGGCUGGGUGUUCCUGCGGCUCGGCGGCGACAUGGAAAGAGCUCUUUCUGAUUGCAUUUGACUUGCAAUGCCGGCUUCUCUUUGGAAUGCAAAACCGUGCACAGGAUGAAAUCAGGUCACUCUUCCAGAAUGCCAGAGGAAAGUUCCCCAAGGAAGACUCCCCAGAAUGUCCCAUAUCAAGACCUUCCUCAUAUUGUUAAUGCUGAUGGGCAGUACCUGUUCUGCAGAUACUGGAAGCCUGCAGCUAAGCCGAGGGGCCUGGUGUUUGUGGCUCAUGGUGCUGGAGAACACUGCUGUCGCUAUGAUGACCUCGCUCAGAUGUUGACAGGAAUCAACCUUUUUGUAUUUGCUCAUGACCAUGUUGGCCACGGGCAGAGUGAAGGAGACCGUAUGGUCGUGUCAGACUUCCACGUGUUUGUCAGAGACAGCUUGCAGCACAUUGACCUCAUGAAGAAGGAUCACCCAGGCCUCCCUGUGUUCCUUCUAGGGCAUUCCAUGGGAGGAGCCAUCACUAUCCUUGUCGCAUGUGAAAGACCAAACGACUUUUCAGGCUUGGUAUUAAUUUCUCCUUUAGUAGUUGCAAACCCAGAGGUAGCAACGCCAAUCAAGGUUUUUGCUGCUAAAGUGCUUAACUUAGUCCUGCCAAAUCUGUCCCUGGGAGCUAUAGACCCAAGUGUGGUUUCCCGGAACAAAAAAGAGGUGGAAUCUUACGCCACAGACCCACUGGUCCAUCAUGGUGGCAUGAAAGUCUCCUUUGUCAUCCAACUGAUGAAUGCCAUUGCCAAAAUAGAACGCUCUCUCCCUAAACUGACUCUUCCCAUCUUGGUGCUCCAUGGCUCACCUGACAAACUUUGUGAUAUCAAAGGUUCCUAUUUGCUGAUGGAUACUGCUCAAAGUCAAGAUAAAACACUCAAGGUGUAUGAUGAAGCCUAUCACGCCCUCCACAAAGAGCUUCCUGAAGUGACCACGUCUGUCCUUAAGGAAAUAUUAACAUGGAUGAGUCAGAAGGUCUCAGCAGCUGAAAAAGCCCCUCACUCUUAAGGAAAGCCACCUUGAAACUUUCUGAAAUGAUUGUGGGCUAAUCCUGAGGAGGAAAGAUUCUUUUUUCCCCCUUUAACCUCUUUUGGGAAAAGUUUCUCUUAAAUGGACUCCUAAAAUACUUUAUUUUUAAGUAGGCAUUCCUAAGGCAUAGGAUGAAGGAAUACAAGUCAGCCAUUUAAAGAGGUUAUUCUCCUAGAGGAAGUAGCAGGAAAAAGAAUUUCCCAGCUGUGAGUGCUGUGUUAAGGGACUAGAGUCUCUUUCAAAAUCCCGAGCACCCUCUACCCCUGUUCUUCUUUUUCUGAGGAGUUCCUGAGGUGCUGAGAUAAUUUUUUUAAUAUUGCAAUAAUAUUUGGAAUGUGUAAAAGUUUGACAUCUUCCAUGUCAUUCAGUUUCUACUCUUGACAGAUUACAGUUUCUCCCUUCUGUACUUUCAGGAUGGCAAAUAAACCCCAAAGACAGUCAUUGCCAUAUCGAACUAGUUAGAAAAGAAGUCAGACCAGUGAUAGAGUCUUUCCCUGAGAGAUUGCAAAACAUGGCCAGGCCAAAAGGGUAUCUCAGCAUGCUAGCCCUCAUGGGCUGCGAACACGCAGGAGCCCACUAGGCCAUAACGCAGCUUUGCACUCUGAAAUGACAUGGUUUAGAACCAUUUCACAAUCAGCCCCAGAAUUGAGUCCAUAGAGGAGAGGACUAAUUGUAGAACAGUAUAUUUUAAAAGCCUAAGCACACUAAAGACAAUGCUGCUUCCAGAAACCAAAUCUUUCUUCUGUGCAAGAAACUAUUCUGUAAAUACUCAUAGGGGCUGCUUUUCUCGUUAUUUGUGUUACUGAUAACUUAAGAUGUAAAGUCAAAAGUUAUAUUUAAAAGAGAAACUAUUACAUAGAAUAUAUGGUGUUUAUUUAGGUUGCUCAGAGAUAUCUGGAAGAAGGGUGCGAAGUAUGGAAUAAAUAUAGAGGCUAAUAUCCCUACACCUGAGAUCCCUUUAGGGUACUUCCAAGCAGCCCAAAACUUAAUUCUGUUGAGUCUGAAAGCAGUUGUCACUUGCAAACCAGGCUGCAGCCAAGGGUUGCUUUAUCCAUAGUAGUCACGCUCUGGAGCAAGUGAAUUAACACAUGGAAAAUGUAACCUCUAAUUUCCAACUUUUCUUUAGGAGGGAGACAGGACAGAAGUAGUUUGUCUUCUCGCAGUUAAGCAGUUCCUCUCUGUUUUCCCACUGCUUGUUGAAAUUGUUCUAUCCAAUCUUGGAAAAAAUUACAGGGCAGUAAAAGAGAGAGAGAGAGGCCAAAGUGAUAAAAGAGAAGGAAGCACUCAGGGGCCAGAGACAAGGGUUUGGAGUGGCCAGGGGGAGAACAAGUACUGUAAGGUGGUCACGUGUGGGAUUUUAGACAUUUGACCCAUUCAGUAGGGGGAUGUACAGGCCAGCAAGUUGCAGUAUAUUCCUGAAGAGAAAAUGUGCAGUGAUUAGAGCAAGGAAAGCCAGUCGAUAACAUGCCUACUGAUGAGUGCGUGCAUAGAUAUGUGCAAGAGAGGGGGUACUCUUUUUUGAAGAACUAAAAAGAGUGGCAUGGAGUCUCUUCAUUUCAGCAGUUUGAGAUACUAGCCUUCUCUGGAAGUAACUGUAUCAUCUGUCUGCUCUGUGAGGUGAAUGUGAAGGAGCUGCAGAGGGCUAGUCAAAUGCUUGCUAUGCUGCUAUCAAACAGGGCUUCCAGGCAGUUAAAAUCUGUAAAGCUUUGCUGAAAUUCUGCCUCUAAAAGUAGUUUUCCUUUCCCAUUUCCCUGCAAGUGUGCUUCACACAGUGCCUCUCUCAUGUCCCUUAGAAGAAAAUUCUGUUUAGUAUUUCUCCAUACUCCCAAAUCAGUUGCAGAAUAAGAAAACACAGUUAAGGUACAUCCCAGGGCAUGUGACUGGAAGUGUUGCUGCUUUACCAUGGUAUCCCAACUGUUUCACUUAGUACAACACAGCCACCCUGCUGCAAAACAGUCCUGGUUUUCCAAUGCAUUUGGUGCAGAAGACAUACAACUGGGGCCAAGGGCCACUUCAUAAAUUGCAAGUUUGCCACAGAGAAAGCCCUUCCAUCUCUUUUGAUGGAUAAGAGCAGACAUUACACUGUGUGUAAAAGUAGCAAGACACGUGGGUAUAGUUGUCAGAUGUGAAGUUUUGUGCAGUUUUUAAUUAUUCUUCCUAUCUGUAUAUGUUGUCUGUAGGAAAUUUGUAAUAUUUGAAGUCGCCUGUAUUAGCCAGGCACCAAACAAGUGCCAACUGCACAGAUGUCAGAAUGCAGCAGCUGCCUUGCAAGACACCAUUUGACAUACAUUUUAUAAGCCCAGAGGUGCCUGAAAGAUACAAAGCAUCAGCUCCCAACUUACCAAAGCUUCCCUGGCUGAUCAACACUUAUUGCUCACCUCUGACCACUAGACAAGAGACUGUUUACAAGCUUGGGACAUAGAGUGGACUUGAUACUGAGAUAUGCUGGUGAAGCCCACCCAGUUGCGGAAGUUACUUUGGACUUCAAGCCAGAGCUCUGUAGUCCGUAGAUGUACUAGCAAGGCUGAUAAAUGUCCUGAAGGUAAUGGAGCAGAGGGUAGCUGCCUGGAGCUUCUCCAGCAUUCUUUCUAUUGCCUCAGGAAUACCAGGUUGCCGGCACUUUCAAAGGGUGUCAUUCCAGGACCUUGUGGUCUCGUCACAUCUAGUGUUCACCUUCCAGCACUUUAUUGGGGAAGCAUAAUUUGUGGCUGCUGAAACUUUUAGCUGGGCCAGUGGUCUGUAAUAUAAAACCACCCAAACUGCAACAGUUUCACUUCCCACCCACCAAGCCAGUUCUUUUGGGAACUGUGAAAGAGAACCUUGUGCAAUAACAAACAGCCCCCGAAUCUAACUUUAAUUAGCUCUGAUCUGUUCUCUAAUAGGGUGUGAGUGGCAGAAGCUUAACACAUCACAAGACCUCUGAAAGAGAACCUCUGUAGGAGUGAGUGUGUGUGUAUUUUUUUUAACGACCAGGCUGUGGCAAAUUAUACAGGAAUACACACACACACGACUUUACAGGAUUAGUUACGGCCAUUAUACAAUGCCUCAAGCUCCAUUUGAUAAGGUCUAGAUUAGCUCCUGGUUGUAAGUUUUAUAAGUCAUUUCACAGUACAGAGGAAGUCUUUUUAGAGUGAAGUUAUGCCAGGUGGAGCAAUGCAGCAAAAGCUGAGUUGUGUGGAUUAUCAAAAUGCAGUCUGAGCUGUGGUAAGAGAUUGGUGGUGAAGUGCUGGCUGUUGUGUAUGGAUAGCAAGAGGUAUUUCAGGAACAGGCCCAGUGAAUUAGAUGGCGCAUGGCUCCUCCGUUGUGAUGAUAGGAUUCAUUCCCCACUUUAUUUUCAUGAGCGAAGGAAUCAGGCAUACUGCUUUAUCAGAGGAUGGUUGGUGACUAGCAAGCGUCACCAUCCUCUGAUGGUGAUUUUCUGGCCUUAAAAACCAUCAAGGUCCUGCCUGUUUAGCAACAGAUGACGCUUGGAUAAAGAUGUAUUUUUUAAAAAGCAACUAAGGUGGCAGUUAUUCCAAAGAUGUAUGCAUUAGCUUAAUUCUUCACCUAGUGAAAUGAAUUUAGGGUUAGACACAGUGACAAGGAAAACUAGUUGCUUACUUUGGAGGGAGAAAAUGUGACCAAGUGCUUUUAAAAAAAAUGGCCUCCUUGCACAUGUCAGGGCACACGGCUCUGCUGGUUCCUGAUAUACAAGGCCAGGCAAGGUCCUCGGUUCAGUGCCUUUGCAUCAGUUUGUCCAUAGAAUGUCUGCUGUAGCUCCAGAGCUCUGAAGCAAAUGCAGAAAGAUUCAGAAUGUAUUUGCUCAGCUCUCAGCAAGGUCAUGUAGGGUCAAGUCAUUUUGAUAAAUAUCUUUUGAUGAAAUCUGAUGGUCAAGGCAAGUAAGGGAGGUCCUGUUCACCCAAGAGCUGCCGUGAGAACAUAAGCCGCCGCCACCCCCUGCAUCCAGCAACCUUUUUGUCAAUCCUUUCAGUAAGGAGCCCCUUAAAGGAGUAGGAGCUGGCCACUGAACACUUUUGAAGAGGCGAGUUUAAAUUAUUCCUCUUUACUGAUGUCAGAGAAUCACAAAGAUUCACACUGACAGCUGGAAUUUUUCAAAAUCGAUGUUUUAACAUCAAGUUAUCCUAAGGUUUUCCAAGUUGCAGUUCAAGAAGUCUGUGCUCGUCUUUCAAUUUCCAAGAGGCUGUAGAGAAAGUCACUGGGAGUUACCCUAGCUGGUGACCCAAAAUAGCUGUAGAAGUUGCAAGGCCUAUUAAGGGAAGGAGAGGGCAACACUGGCACUUGGCAAGCUGUUUGCAACCAGACCUGUGGUGGUCCAGCUGUGCAAUGGAGAUGAAAAUGAAAGUAGACAGCAGUACUUAUGUGGGCCUGGUGAGCUGAGCUUUGGAUCCAGGACCCCGUUUGGAUAAUCAGCAUCAAACUCAACUGAAGACCUUGAGGCAGCCUCUUGAAAGGGCACCAGUGGCCCUUCCUCAGGCAUGCGCACCUCGCGAGCCACACACUUGAAUGUGCUCCGGCAGCCACAUACUGCUAACCUCCAAACUGCUUGGUCUCCUGUUUCUGCAGUCCCUGGCUAGCAGUAAAAUGAAAACGCUUAAACUCAUGGUAGAUCACUAUGCUGAGCUGCAUUCAACUUGAUGAUGGGUCGCAAGUGGCGUGAGCCUGUCCCCACAUUAAGGCCCAGCAGGAGGAAGACCCGUUUGCAAGAAGCAUCCACCAAGCUGUAUUUUCUGAUACGUGCAGUUUAUGGGGAGCUGAGUUCAGACUAUCAUCAGUUUCCAGACUGCCAUCCUGGGACCAACAGGGAGUUUCCCUUUGAAAACAGUUCUUUUUUGACAGAGCAAUAGUUGUCUGUAACUAAUGUAUAUAUCACCAAUAUAUGCACUGGCUGUGGCAUGACACCAACCUACUCAUAACAUGUGUGGCAUAACGUUUUAUAAUGAGCCUGCUCUUUUUAUAACCAUCACCUUACCACUUUAAUGGCAUAACAUUAUCAAAAUAACUUAUUUUUCCAAGUAAUUUCUGAGCCACUGUAUCUUGUUCCAUUUGUGCUCCAACUCAGUACUUUAGAUUCUCUCACACAAACACUUGUACUUACAGCAAAAAGAAUGUGUACAAUUUAGGGUUCUUUGGGGGGGGGGAAUACAAAUGUAUAUUGGCACUAAUAAUAAAAAUAUGUUUUCUGA
Messenger RNA from Eublepharis macularius, 6412 nucleotides. It is a transcript of the gene MGLL, whose product is annotated as monoglyceride lipase. Gene Ontology annotation, cellular component: membrane. Gene Ontology annotation, molecular function: lipase activity. The record is from RefSeq and is a predicted model, not a curated record. NCBI's taxonomy places the organism in Eukaryota, Metazoa, Chordata, Lepidosauria, Squamata, Eublepharidae. Bases 273 to 1208 code for a protein of 311 amino acids. The transcript is spliced from 8 exons.